This is a messenger RNA of Myotis myotis, 3847 nucleotides long. RefSeq names its product acid phosphatase 2, lysosomal (gene ACP2). Gene Ontology annotation, biological process: dephosphorylation; lysosome organization. Lineage: Eukaryota; Metazoa; Chordata; Mammalia; Chiroptera; Vespertilionidae. Gene Ontology annotation, molecular function: acid phosphatase activity. The record is from RefSeq and is a predicted model, not a curated record. The transcript has 12 exons. Bases 402 to 1760 code for a protein of 452 amino acids. Gene Ontology annotation, cellular component: lysosome.
ACCACUUGGGCUUAUUUUCAAAAUUCUCCUUGAGUUUGUGUGUGUGAACAUUUUUUUGAUGAGGGGACUAAAAUUUCAUCUGAUUCAUAACUUAUGACUAAAUAAGAACUACUUGGCUACCAGGACUUCAGCUCUCAUAUUCUAUUCACUACUCCACAACAACUCUGGAAGCAAAAUUUAGAUCCUGAGGUAUAUAUACCAGUAAAUCAUUUAAUCUGGAGCCCUAGGGCAAGAUCAUGACCCUGCUUUCUCCCAUGAUCCGGUUUUAUUUUUGUGAUGCUCUGAAGUGCUUUGCUUCUAGUGAGCAGUUUAGAUCAAAGCAUCCCAAGGGCCUAUGAUCUGACCUCCUAGAGCUGUGAAUCACUCCCAACUCGAGUCACAAAGCCUUGAGACCAAACUGGAUGCACUGGGACCCUAAAGGCCAAUGCCAAGAGGGCCUCGGAUCCUGCCACAACCCCACCUACUCCCACUUGAUGUUAACGGUGAUGGCGGGCGGACUGUUUGGCUGGAGCCGAGCGGCUCUUCUCCAGCUCCUUCUUGGCGUGAACCUGAUGGUGAUGCCUCCCAUCCAGGCCCGGACUCUGCGCUUCGUUACCUUGCUGUACCGACAUGGAGACCGGACACCAGUGAAGACAUUUCCCAGGGACCCCUAUCAGGAAGAUGAAUGGCCUCAAGGGUUUGGUCAGCUCACUAAGGAGGGGAUGCUGCAGCACUGGGAGCUGGGCCAGGCCCUGCGGCAGCGCUACCGUGGCUUUCUCAACACUUCUUACCACCCACAAGAGGUUUAUGUGCGAAGCACUGACUUUGACCGUACUCUCAUGAGUGCUGAGGCCAACCUGGCUGGACUUUUCCCUCCCAUUGGGAUGCAGCGUUUCAAUCCAAACAUCUCUUGGCAGCCUAUUCCCGUCCACACUGUGCCCAUUGCUGAGGACAGGCUGCUGAAGUUCCCAUUGGGCCCAUGUCCCCGUUACGAGCAGCUGCAGAACGAGACCCGGCAGACACCAGAGUAUCAGAAUGAGAGUAUUCAGAAUGCACGAUUUCUGGAUAUGGUGGCCAACGAGACAGGACUUACGGACUUGACACUGGAGACCAUCUGGAAUGUCUAUGACACACUCUUCUGUGAGAAAACACAUGGGCUGGUCCUGCCGCCCUGGGCCUCGCCCCAAACCAUGCAGCGUCUGAGCCGGCUGAAGGACUUCAGCUUCCGCUUCCUCUUCGGGAUCUACGAGCAGGCAGAGAAGGCCCGGCUUCAGGGGGGAGUCCUGCUGGCUCAGAUACGGAAGAACCUGACACUGAUGGCAACCUCCUCCUCCCACCUCCCAAAGCUGCUGGUUUACUCCGCGCAUGAUACCACCCUGGUUGCUCUGCAAAUGGCAUUGUAUGUCUACAAUGGUGAACAAGCCCCCUACGCCUCCUGCCAUAUAUUUGAACUGUACCAGGAAGACAAUGGGAAUUUCUCAGUGGAGAUGUACUUUCGGAAUGAGAGUAACAAGGCCCCCUGGCCACUGAGCCUGCCUGGCUGCCCUCACCGCUGCCCACUGCAGGACUUCCUGCGUCUCACAGAGCCUGUUGUGCCCAAGGACUGGCAGCAGGAGUGCCAGCUGGCAAGUGGUCCUGCAGACACAGAGGUGAUCGUGGCCUUGGCUGUAUGUGGCUCCAUCCUUUUUCUUCUCAUAGUGCUGCUACUCACCGUCCUCUUCCGGAUGCAGGCGCAGCCUCCCGGCUACCGCCACGUUGCAGACGUGGAGGAUCACGCCUGACAACCACUCAGCCCCCUUCCCUCUGCCUCUUAGGGGAGGUGGGCUUGGCCCUCACUCCUGACUGUUGCUGCUCCCAAGCCCAUGGGCAGGAGACCCUGGGUUGGGCCUUCCUCUGAUUACCCCAACCUAGACGAACAAGUGGGACUCGGCUUGGCCCAUGGCACCUGCCACUCAAUAUUCACGUGCCCGAUGUUUCCCAAGUACUGUGCUGGAUGUUGGCUCUCUCCAAAUAGGAUCUGCCUCCUCCAUGCUCCCGAAGGACCUGAUAUGUAGACAACGUUUAAAGUUUCACUCAGGACCUGGGAUAAAAAAAGGAGUUGGUGCUUCAUCUGCCUUGCCCCCCAGUCAAGACCUGGUCUCUUUUCCAGCCCGGAGUCUUUGGCAAAUGGCUCAGAAGACACAAUUUUGCCUGUCAGUGCUUAUUUUACUGGGAAAAACUGCAUAACAUUGGGACACGAACACUGGCCACCAAGGAACCAAAUCACCCAACAGCCAGCCGGUCAAGUUUCCCUUCUCCAGCUGAAGCUACCAUGAGUCAGACAUACUGCCUCAGGCAUCCUGCUUAGCCUGUAGCUUGAGUAGGUCCGAAAGGUGUCUGUACUUGGGAGGGAGUCGAGGGAGGUGGGAGGAGAGUGAGGGGUGGUACAGUCAUGAAACUACUACCCCCCUCUGCUGGGCUCAGGUCUCCAGGGAUAUGAAGUAAACGCAGGUUGUAAGCUGGACAGCUGUUGACUAUGGCCCACAAUAGGGCUGAGGUAGCUUGAGAAAAAGGAAAAUUUUGGACUCUUAGUGCUGUUUCUGUGCCUGUUCUUCGUACUGGAGACCCAGGAGUGCUUUGACCAGGUCAGCGUUGGAAGAGUCACUCAGAAGCUCAUUGGGUAUAUAUAGUUUUAUUGGCCAUGUCAAUAGUGAGCACAAAUACAAAACCACCACCUGAUCACUCUGCCACCACACGUCAGGGAGGAGAAAAGCCCCUUGGCUCCAGAAGGAGCUUGGUUCCAAGCUCGAUAUAGCAGGGAGCCUGGAGGAGCUGUGUCGCCAACUCUGGGUAAGUUUCGGAGCAAAGUCCAGAGCAAUAACAUAGCCAGUGUCCCAGCCUUACAGUAUCCCAUGGCACAGCAUCCUCGCUCCAGCCCUAAGACUUGGAUACCUUGGUCCUUUAACACAUAGCUGCCUCUUCUCACAGGACUUGUUCUCAUGUGGCUCCAAGUCCUUGCUUGGCCCACACCUUCAUUAUUGUCUCUCAUUUCCAUAUCCCAGCUUUCUCCUGGCUCCAAAUGAGAACGUGAUAACCUAGGAUGAAUAACACCGGUCUGACUCACCUUCUGUUAUCUGUCUCUCAGAGCUUGGGGCUGGCCCAGGGAGCCUAGAACUUGGUAAGGAAAUACUAGGGAAUUGGACAACAGCCAGGCAUUACCAAGACCAAGACCAAGACCAAACAAGGGUGGAGGGCCUAGGCCAAAUAGACCACUGUCCCCUGGUUAUCUUCUUCACUGACUGCUACCUUAGGUGAAUGUGGCAGGGCUAAGCUGAGGUUAGCUUGCACUGAACCUUGGGAGGUAGGGUCAGGCUUCAGAUAACAACCUACUUCACUCACCCAUCAGAGAGGCCAGUGUGUCCCCCAUAGGAUUGAACUCAUUGAGCUGCAGAGACAAGGGGAUAAGCAUGAGGAGGGGGUGAAGGUAUUACUUCUGGUCAUUUUUGGUCAAUAAGGUAGGUUGAAUCCCUGCUUCCUCCCAUCAUUAUUUGAGGGCCCAAGCCUCACCGAAAUGAUACCAGAAGAUUCUGAGUCAUAGAGCUGAUGCAUCAACUUCCCUGAGCUUCCAUCAAACAUAUCGAUUGUCCUUAAUUCAUGGGGGAAACAACUUUUGAAAUUAGGAUCUGGGUAUCUGCCCACAACAAUGAGGUUGUACCGUGGAUGCCAGGAUGCCUAGGAGAUGGAAAGGCUGGUCAUGAGAGUAAAUGCAGAAUACUAUCAAGAGGGUUCAUAAGUAUUCUUUGCCAUUAACAAUUGUUAAUACAGUUGUCAACGAUUUAAUAACGGAGAUAAGAUCUAUAUAAAACUACAAGAAUAGUUUUCAAUUGCG